This is a messenger RNA of Cyprinodon variegatus (sheepshead minnow), 2356 nucleotides long. RefSeq names its product eosinophil peroxidase-like (gene mpx). NCBI's taxonomy places the organism in Eukaryota, Metazoa, Chordata, Actinopteri, Cyprinodontiformes, Cyprinodontidae. The transcript is spliced from 13 exons. Gene Ontology annotation, molecular function: peroxidase activity; heme binding. The record is from RefSeq and is a predicted model, not a curated record. Gene Ontology annotation, biological process: response to oxidative stress. Bases 77 to 2341 code for a protein of 754 amino acids.
CAUUAAGGAAAGCAUCACUACCUCCAGAUCUCAAAGAGCAUCUUAACACACCAAAGAAGCCUUUCCAGACGCAGAGAUGCUUCUCUCCGUCCUUCUUAUCCUGGGCCUCAGCCUGGUGCCCAGCUACUCCAAACCAACAGGGGAAGGACUUGGAAGUCCUUUUCUUCAGCAAUGCUUUAAAGAAGCAAAGAAAAUAGUGGAUGAUGCCUACAAAUACUCCAGAGAAGAGAGUCUCAGACGGGUCCGUAAGGAAGUGGUGCGGCCGCAUGAUGCUCUUCGUCUCUUGAAGCAGCCCCGGGGUGACACUCGUUCAGCUGUGCGCUCUGCUGAUUACAUGGAACAGACUCUCCGUUUGGUCCAGGAAAAAGCACAUCGUGUGCACAAGCGCUCCCUGAAUGCAACAGAUUUGCUCACAGAAGAAGAUUUGAAAGAACUUGCAAGGAUAACUGGAUGUGAGGCCCGAAUCAGGGAUCCUCCAUGUCAUACCACCCCAAAUAUCAACAAGUACCGUACAGCCACCAGUGUCUGCAACAACCUAAAAAACCCUCGCCUUGGAGCGGCCAACACCCCAUUUACCCGCUGGCUGCCUUCUGAGUACGACGACGGCAUCUCUCAACCCAAAGGAUGGGACAGAAACCGCAAAUUCAACAACUUCUUGCUCCCUCUGGUACGACAGGUGUCCAACAACAUCCUGAGUACCACAGACGCAGGCGUCGUAAAUGACACUGAGUACAGUCACAUGGUGACCUUGUUUGGCCAGUGGAAUGACCAUGAUCUCACUUUUACACCAUUCUCGCCUAGUAUCCGCUCCUUUAGCAAUGGUCUGAACUGUGAUGAGAGUUGUGAGCAGAGUGAGCCAUGCAUCCCUAUCCCGAUCCCCAAAGGAGACCCCCGUAUUCCUGAUGGCCCAAACAACUGCAUUCCAGCCUUUAGAUCCGCCCCUGCCUGUGGAACAGGUUACUCUGCCUAUAAUUUUGGUGGAGAGCCCAGCAAGAGGGAGCAGAUCAACUCCCUAACAGCCUUUCUUGAUCUGGGGCAAGUGUAUGGCUCAGAUGAGAAGCUUGCCCUGAACCUUCGCAACCUCACCAGCGAUGAUGGCCUGAUGCGAGUCAACACCGAAUUCAGAGACAACGGGCGUGAGCUCCUGCCCUUCCACUCCAUGCAGGUGCAAAUGUGCGCCACUCGCAGAAAAAUCACCAACGAUACCAACGCCAGGGAGGUCCCCUGCUUUAUCGCAGGUGAUGGCCGUGUGGAUGAGAACAUUGCCCUGACAUCCCUUCACACUCUGUUCAUGCGUGAACACAACCGUUUGGCCCGUCAGCUGAAACGGCUCAACCCACACUGGGACAGUGAGACACUCUACCAAGAGGCCCGCAAGAUCACGGGUGCUUACACCCAGAUGUUUGUCUUCAGGGACUAUCUGCCUCACAUUGUUGGUCCAGACGCAAUGCGCAAUCAGCUGGGACGUUACCCUGGCUACAACCCUAAUGUUGACCCCAGCAUCGCUAAUGUUUUUGCAACAGCAGCUUACCGUUUUGCUCACCUGGCAAUCCAGCCAGUUUUGUUCCGACUGGACACUAACUACAGAGAGCAUCCUCGCUUCCCCAGUGUCCCCCUGUAUGAGGCUUUCUUCACCCCAUGGAGAGUCAUCUUUGAGGGUGGAGUCGACCCUUUGCUGCGGGGUCUGAUGGGCCGUCCUGCUAAACUGAACACCCAGGAUCACAUGAUGGUGGAUGCUCUCAGGGAGAGGUUGUUCCAGUUUGUCAUGCACCUGGCUUUGGAUCUGGGUUCUCUGAACAUGCAAAGGAGUCGUGAUCAUGGCCUGCCUGGCUACAAUGCAUGGCGCAAGUUCUGUGGUCUGUCCCAGCCAAGGAACCAGGCCCAGCUGGCUCAGGUUUUAGGGAAUGCUGAGCUGGCUCGUAAGCUGCUUCAACUCUACGGGACCCCUGAAAACAUUGAUGUUUGGCUUGGAGGUGUCGCAGAGCCAUUUGUGCCUGGCGGCCGUGUGGGGCCUCUUUUCGCCUGCCUCAUUGCAACUCAAUUCCAGAAGAUCCGUCAGGGUGACAGACUUUGGCACCAGAACCCCGGCGUUUUUACAAUAAGGCAGAGGCAGGCUUUGUCCGCUGUUACACUCUCCAGAGUGAUCUGUGACAACACCGGCAUCACAUCCGUGCCUGCUGAUGCUUUCAGCAUCAUCUCAAAUAGAAACCGUUUGGUGCAGUGCUCCGGUCUGCGUCGCCUGGACCUGUCGGCAUGGAGGGAGACAUCCUGUGGCUUUGGUGAGAAAAGCAGCUUUUUCAUCCCGCAGAGAAACAUUGUCAUAUACUUGAUAUAUACAUGAUGCGUGUUUUAUUUU